AGAAUUGGUGUCCUGCGUCCUCCGUUUGCUGCCUUUUUCCUCCCCUCUUCCGUUCGCCUCGGCUUCUCCGCCAGCCCGAGACCGAGAGCUCGACUCGGUCGUCGCCGCCACUCUACUGCUACUCGCUGCUGCUGCCCUGGUCUUCAUCGGACCCUUUGCCGGCGACGAGCACCCACCGCACCAGAGCAGAGCGUAGCGAGGGAUCCAAUGGCGGCGACGGAGGGGCAGUGGCUGCUCAUGGCAACGGGGCGGACGCCGACCAACAUUGCGGUGAUCAAGUACUGGGGGAAGCGGGACGAGGCGCUCAUCCUCCCCGUCAACGACAGCAUCAGCGUCACGCUCGACCCUGACCACCUCUCCGCCACCACCACCGUCGCCGUCAGCCCCUCAUUCCCCUCCGACCGCAUGUGGCUCAACGGCAAGGAGAUCUCGCUGUUAGGAGGAAGGUUUCAGAGCUGCCUCAGAGAGAUCAGAAAGCGUGCUCGUGACUUCGAGGAUGAGGAGAAGGGCGUCAAGAUCAAGAAAGAGGACUGGGGGAAGUUGCAUGUUCACAUAGCCUCGUACAACAACUUCCCCACUGCUGCUGGUUUGGCCUCUUCGGCUGCUGGCCUUGCUUGUUUCGUUUUCACCCUUGGAAAGCUGAUGAAUGUGAAAGAAGAUUAUGGAGAACUUUCUUCAAUAGCAAGGCAGGGAUCUGGGAGUGCAUGCCGCAGUAUAUAUGGUGGUUUUGUGAAAUGGUGUAUGGGAGAAAAAGAUGAUGGAAGCGACAGUAUUGCCGUGCAGCUUGCUGAUGAAACACAUUGGAACGAUCUUGUAAUUAUUAUUGCAGUGGUCAGUUCAAAGCAGAAAGAAACCAGUAGCACCAGUGGGAUGCGAGAUAGUGUUGAAACAAGUCCCCUCUUGCAGUACAGGGCCCAGACAGUAGUGCCAAGUCGGGUGUUGAAAAUGGAAGAGGCUAUCAAGAAUCGUGACUUUGAAUCAUUUGCCAAAUUAACUUGUGCAGAUAGCAACCAGUUUCAUGCUGUAUGCUUAGACACGAGCCCUCCCAUCUUCUACAUGAAUGACACGUCACACCGGAUAAUUAGUCUUGUGGAAAAAUGGAACCACUCAGAAGGAACACCACAGGUUGCUUACACCUUCGAUGCUGGGCCUAACGCAGUCCUAAUUGCACAAAACCGUAAAACUGCAGCACAUCUUCUCCAGAAGCUCUUAUACUAUUUCCCCCCACAGGAUAAGGAUUUGAGCAGCUAUUUGGUUGGCGAUAAAUCAAUUCUAGGUGAUGCUGGAGUGCAUUCCAUGGAAGAUGUGGAAGCUCUUCCACCACCUCCAGAGAUGAAGGUACCGGAUCUGAAAUUCAAGGGUGAUGUUAGCUACUUCAUCUGCAGCAGGCUUGGGGCUGGUCCAAAGGUCAUUGCCGACGAAAGUCAAGCAUUGAUCGAUUCAGUCACCGGACUUCCAAAAGGGGUGUAAUUUCAGAUUAGAUUAAAAUAAGGGUUUAAGCCAGAGAUUAAAGAAAAUGUUAAAUACAAGCAAUGCUAGAUUGCUAGGCUGGGAAAUGGACUAACAGAUUUCCGAAGAUACAUUAGGCUUGUGUAUUGGUUGGUUUCGUGCUUAGAGCUGGACAUAUCCUACUCCAAUUUGUAAGACAGUAUAUUGUCAUGUAUUAUACAUUUGCGCUGGUGUUCGUUGCUGUUCAAUAAAGAUAUAGUGGAACAGGUUCUCUCC
Messenger RNA from Sorghum bicolor (sorghum), 1725 nucleotides. Its product is annotated as diphosphomevalonate decarboxylase MVD2, peroxisomal. Lineage: Eukaryota; Viridiplantae; Streptophyta; Magnoliopsida; Poales; Poaceae. The transcript is spliced from 11 exons. The coding region runs from base 208 to 1470 and encodes 420 amino acids. Gene Ontology annotation, cellular component: cytosol. The record is from RefSeq and is a predicted model, not a curated record. Gene Ontology annotation, biological process: isopentenyl diphosphate biosynthetic process, mevalonate pathway; isoprenoid biosynthetic process. Gene Ontology annotation, molecular function: ATP binding; diphosphomevalonate decarboxylase activity.